AUGCUUCGUGUUCAACUCGCUGCAGUAGAGAAUAUGACGAAGAUGCACCUGCUGCAUCAGAGUUUGAACAUCAGGGAGGACAUCGAGGAGCUGAGACAAACGCUCGAUAACGUGCAUGAAGGCGAUUUGGAGGAAAUUCAGAAGAUUCUCGAAGACACUACCGUGCUCUACGAUCAGAUCUCACAAAAUAUCGUGAUACCUUCUCAGUCGGAUUCGUGGACAAUGACUGAAUCAUUUGAAGCUGAAUCUGAUUAUUCCGACGAAGAGGAGGAUACCAAACAGGACAGCGAGUGGCAAGCGGAAAUGACUGCUAUACAGAACACUCAUCAAUCCGAAAUGGAGACGAUUCGACAUCAUUAUGAGCAUCAGCUGAAGAGCAUGCGGGAGCGCAUUGAGCAUGAAGAAGCUCGCCGAAGAAAGUUGCAAGAAGAACUUGUGCAAAUAACGACUCGCAAUGACCAAUCUCUUACCACUGUAAAAGCCUCAUUUGAGGACGUUCUUGAAGAGCAACGGAACGGAUUUCAAGAGGAAAUGGAGCAGCUCAAGAGGGAACAUCAGAAAGAGCUGGAGGAGGAGAAAGCCGCCACUAGAUUGGCUCUGGAAGCCGUGAGGCGAGCGCAUGAGGAGGAGUUGAAAGCAGCCACAUCACGAAAGGUGAAUAUUGAAAAGGAUCGCGACGGAACCAGGCAGAAUUUCAGCGCCAUGCUGGAACAAAUGCGGGAAGAACUGACAAACCUCUCAGCUGCUUACUCGGCAAAAUGCAUCGAGAAUGCUCAACUUGAUGAGCGACUGUCAGCAUUGAUGGAAGAGCGUGAACGCGGAGGUGACAGGUGAAU
Strongylus vulgaris is the source of this 836-nucleotide messenger RNA. Lineage: Eukaryota; Metazoa; Nematoda; Chromadorea; Rhabditida; Strongylidae. The record is from the annotation of a GenBank genome assembly.